GUUAAAAUUGAGGAAUAUUGAGAUGUUGAGGUGUGCCUGGCAAAAUGUUGGAUACACAAGACAGUGACGAAGAUAAACAGAAUGUACUUGUUGCAAAAAUAGACAAUGUGAAGAAUGUAUCACAGCUUUUGAAAGCAGUACAUUUUAAAGAGAGUGCAGUGGUGGUGGUCACAUCUGAUGGAUUGAAAGUUACAGUGGAAGACAGCAAGUGUGUGCAGGCAAAUGCAUUCAUACAAGCUGACAUGUUCCAGCAAUUUGUGCUCAGUCAAGAGACAUUGUCCUUCAAGAUAAACCUGUCAGUGCUGCUAGAGUGCCUGAACAUUUUUGGCUCUGGCGGUACAGCAGGUGCCACCACAGCUCUCAAGAUGUGCUAUGCGGGAGACGGUCAUCCACUCGUAAUUGUGCUAGAGGAGAGCGGCGUGCUCACAGACUGCUCCAUCAAGACGCAACUGCCGGAGGACACGAUGGAUUUCAACUUCAACAGCUCCGAUGUAGUCAACAAAACAAUCAUCAGGUCUGACUGUCUGCGGGAGGCGCUGGCGGAGAUGGACGGCGACUGUGACCUGAUGGAGCUGGUGUUUUGUCCCACUCCGCCGUUACUGCAGUUCGCCGCUGUCGGAGCCGGCAUCGAGUCCAAGGUAAUAGUAAUAGUGUUCUGCCCCACUCCACCACUGCUGCAGUUCGCCGCUGUCGGAGCCGGCAUCGAGUCAAAGGUGGAGGUGGCGGGCGACUCGGACCUGGUCGAGCUGUUCCAGUGCCCGCGCACCAGCACCAGCCGCUACCGGCUCGCCCUGAUGAAGCUCUCCCUGAAGCCGCUCGCCCAGUCGCAGAAGGUGUCGCUGCGCACGGACGCGCGCGGCUUCCUCUGCCUCCAGUACAUGAUCAAAACGGACGACGGACACAUCUGCUUCGUCGAGUUCUUUUGCUCGCCAGAAGAGGAUUGAACACAGCUGAAGCUACCAUUGUUAUCUUUGUUGUUCAUUCAUGAGUCGUCAUUGUAUAUUAUCUCCAUAACAUUCCAUGUUUUUAUAUGAACACGCAAUAUAUGAUCCGUUACUUGUA
Messenger RNA from Amphibalanus amphitrite, 1062 nucleotides. Its product is annotated as cell cycle checkpoint protein RAD1-like. NCBI's taxonomy places the organism in Eukaryota, Metazoa, Arthropoda, Thecostraca, Balanomorpha, Balanidae. The record is from RefSeq and is a predicted model, not a curated record. Gene Ontology annotation, cellular component: nucleus; checkpoint clamp complex. Gene Ontology annotation, biological process: DNA damage checkpoint signaling; DNA repair. Gene Ontology annotation, molecular function: 3'-5' exonuclease activity. The transcript is spliced from 8 exons. Bases 45 to 944 code for a protein of 299 amino acids.